AUGGACAAGUUGGUACUGAUCUACUGUACAGUAGUUGUAAUGGAUGUGUUAUAUUUGCAUACAAUGAUAAACAAUUGUAUAUUAAAAACGAUGUUGAGCGAAAGUUUAAAGAAAGUUGGAUUUUCAGACGAUUUUGGAUUUAUAAACUACUGUUUUGCAAAGCAAUUUGAGGAUAUUGAUCAAUUUAAAAAACAUGUAAAAGAAGAGUACGACAAUACUGUCCUAGCAACCAUCGAUAUACUGGUGGCAUUCUUCGAGCUCAGUACGAGUUAUUCGAAUGCUCACGAUUAUUUAUAUGAGCCACGACUGUUUUGUUAUAAGGAAAUUAAUAAGAAAAGCUUUUUGACUUGUGUGUUUUGCAAUUUGCCCCCUGCAGAAUUAGAAAGUCCAGUUUACGGAGCAUUCUAUGUAAAAAUGAUUGUGUACAUAGGAUGCGUUAUGGGUUGGUACUUGAAAGAGGGAGUGAUUUCUGGAUAA
Metopolophium dirhodum (rose-grain aphid) is the source of this 477-nucleotide messenger RNA. RefSeq lists its product as uncharacterized. The record is from RefSeq and is a predicted model, not a curated record. Bases 1 to 477 code for a protein of 158 amino acids. The transcript is spliced from 10 exons. NCBI's taxonomy places the organism in Eukaryota, Metazoa, Arthropoda, Insecta, Hemiptera, Aphididae.